AUGGUAUGGAAUGGAACAAGUUGUUCACCAGUUGUCGUAACAUCACUUAAAUGGAACGCCACUGGUAUAACUGUAGCUGGUGUAACUGGCGUUUCUGACAGCACUCCAGAUAAACUCAAUCAACCUACGGGUUUAAGUAUUGAUUCCAACGGUACACUCUACAUUGCAGAUCAAGGUAAUUGUAGAGUUCAGAAGUGGCUCAGCGGUGCCCCCAAUGGAACAACGAUGGCGGGGCAACCCAACGCCACUUGUGGUAGUGGACCUUCGCUUUUACAGAGUGCUCUAGGUGGUCUCGUCGAUUCCAAUAGCAAUGUUUAUGUGGUAGAUACUUAUAAUCACAGAGUUCAAUUGUGGUCAUAUGGUGCGUCUUUUGGUACAAUGGUGGCCGGAACAGGUUUUGGCGGUUCCGCAAACAAUCAACUAUAUUACCCUUCGGGUAUAGAAAUGAAUCCAACUACUGGUACAUUGUACGUAUCGGAUACUUGGAAUCACCGGAUUAUGAGUUACCUUGCUAAUACAUCGUCGGGUACUGUAGUUGCUGGAGGAAAUGGACCAGGCACAAAUAGUACACAGUUAUAUUGUCCGAUGGGUAUAUAUUUGGAUCUAACAUCAAAUAGUCUAUACAUUGCCAAUUAUUAUUCUCAUAAUAUUGUUUAUUGGGUAAUUGGCGCGACCAGUUGGACAUUAGUUACAGGUGAUAUCAACGGCAUGAGUGGUAAUUCGCCAACAAUGCUGUAUUGUCCGUAUGAUGUUGAAGUCGAUUACAUGGGCAAUAUUUACGUGGCUGAUAGCUAUAAUAAUAGAAUCCAGUUUUUUCAAGCUGGCUCAAUGAAUGGUACAACAAUAGCAGGCGUUACUGGAGUUUCCGGUCCCGACGCUUAUCACCUUUCUUACCCAGUUGCUCUAAAACUUGAUUCUCAGCUUAAUUUGUACGUAACGGAUUGUUACAAUUAUAGAGUUCAAAAAUUUUUACACUACUGA
Rotaria socialis is the source of this 981-nucleotide messenger RNA. NCBI's taxonomy places the organism in Eukaryota, Metazoa, Rotifera, Eurotatoria, Philodinida, Philodinidae. The record is from the annotation of a GenBank genome assembly.